Molecule: messenger RNA, 2301 nt
Organism: Marchantia polymorpha subsp. ruderalis
Lineage: Eukaryota; Viridiplantae; Streptophyta; Marchantiopsida; Marchantiales; Marchantiaceae
Source: the annotation of a GenBank genome assembly
UGCCGGCCAGAUCUCCACCGAACUAUUAACUCGUUGACUCCAAAAGAGGAGGAGCCAAAGGAAGCGAGCAGAUGGGACGGAGAGAGAAGACUUUACUUCAAACCGACGGAAAGAACGGAAGGAAAACGAUGAAAGUGGCCAACGCCCGUCGGAAUAGAACGGGCAUAACCCUAAAGUGUGGGUCGCCUUGCGCAGGAGCACGCUGGACCAAGUAACGGGUCGGGUCAGAAGGCAAGGGAAGGGAAAGGAAGGGAAGGGACGGGACUCCAGGGAAAGGGGUCCGGAAGGAAGGAAGGAAGGGAGGGAAGGAGGGCGCAGGCGAGACUUCGGAAGCUGCGAGUGAUCUGAUCUUUUGUGCGAGCGCUGUUGUGUCUGGCAUCGUGUCCGACGCACGCACGCGCGCACGCACGCGAGCACGAAGCAAGGGAGGGGCGACCACGUCCGCGGCCACACAUUCGAGGAAGGCGACGCAAGGCAGGCGAGAGGGAGUUGCAUAGUCGUAAGGCGGACAGGAGUGUGUAGGGAUUACGGGCGGGUGCGAGUCGGAGAGCAAGGAGGGCAAGGAAGGGCAGGCAGGAGACGGAAGCGGGGUUCGAGGGAAGGGAGGGGCGCGACGCUAGACGAGGAGAGCGAGUUGGUGGUGUGUGUUUUUGGAGCGAGCCCGAGAGGAGGGAGAGAGGGAGGGAAGCAGUUCGUCGCCGGCCAGAAGGAAGGAUGAAUCCCGAGUAUGAUUACCUCUUCAAGCUCUUGCUCAUCGGAGACUCCGGAGUAGGAAAGUCAUGUUUGCUUCUCCGGUUUGCGGAUGAUUCGUAUUUGGAGAGCUACAUAAGUACGAUCGGCGUGGAUUUUAAAAUUCGUACGGUGGAACUGGAUGGCAAGACUAUCAAGCUUCAGAUUUGGGAUACUGCCGGCCAAGAGCGCUUUAGGACGAUCACGAGCAGCUACUAUCGCGGGGCUCAUGGAAUUAUCGUUGUGUACGAUGUCACAGAUCAAGAGAGCUUCAAUAACGUGAAACAGUGGUUGAAUGAGAUUGACCGGUAUGCAAGCGAGAACGUGAACAAGCUGUUGGUGGGCAACAAGUCAGAUCUCACCAGCAAAAAGGUAGUCGAUUCAGCGACUGCUAAGGCGUUUGCCGAUGAAGUGGGAAUCCCCUUUUUGGAGACCAGUGCAAAGAAUGCCACGAACGUGGAGCAGGCGUUCAUGACCAUGGCAGCGGAGAUCAAGAAUAGGAUGGCGAGCCAACCGACCAUGAACAGCAGCAAGCCCGCGACAGUGCAAAUGAAGGGCCAGCCCCUCGCCCAAAAGCAAGGCUGUUGCACAUGAUCAGCUCCGAGGACAGGGGGAUCAUUUGGCGCACUCUUCAUCAUUCAAGUUCGUUCUUAGUGUUCAAACUUGCUCUCUGGUGCACAACGUUCAUCGAUUCUUCUCCUAUGUUGGUCAUGUACAUUCCACCACCUUAUGCAGUGGUCUUAAAUUGUGCACCUUGUCUUGGCAACGUUUGUACCUCGACAGCAUUUGUCUUGUUAGGGUUCUAGUAUAAGAUUGCACUUCCAUAUACGGAACUCUUUGGUACUUUAUUCAAUUCUUGUUUCAGCUAGGAUCCUGUGAGGCUGCGUAUUACACCUGCAUAUAGUAGCCAUUCCUUUGUAUCUCAAGGCACCGCUAGCUGAAAGAAUGCGAGUCCCUUAAUUGGGGAACUCUUGCCACUCUCCAAGCAUUUUGUCAUAGGUUAUGGCUCUCCUUCAAAAGGAUACAUCAGACAUAGGUAUAGAAUCUGUCAGAUUACAAGGAAGGGUUUUCUUGACCUCACUUGCAUUCGAUUGUGAAUAUAAGCACGGACUCUAUUGCAUACUCGCAUUUACUCUCCUUCUGCUCAUUUCCCUAUCCUCUAUUUCUACCCUCGCUAUUCUCCUCGAGUGUUGGUGAUUUCGUGUAUUUCUUCUCUCCGUUUAUUUUUUCGUCCAAAGCGACCUCAUUUUACAUUUAGAAAUAUGAAUUCUAGAUGCAAAGCUCUUGAUUUGGCCCUGCUUUCCAGAUUUCUCCAUAAUCGAAGGUUUCAAUCAUGAGUCAUUGCCGAGCGCAGACUAGUGUUGGGGCAACUUUUCCAUAGCUACUGGACCUUUCUGGUGCACACAAUUUUCUCUGUUGGUCUAUGUGGCCAGCGUUUGAGACAGACUAUAAUUCUUUGUUCACCGAAAGCUGUUUUCAAUUUGAGGCAGAUAGGAAGGAUUUAUGAAGUAAAGAAAUGUUCAGAGAAUACUUCUCCGUCAACUUUGGUAUUUUCGCGAACAAGCACCGACU